GCCGCGCGUUUCUACAGCAAAACGUACCUACGCAGGGGCUCAACAACUUCCCCCUCAAAAGCGAUUUCAUGAAGGAUUUCCAGAGUUUGCCCCCUCUGGUGAAGGAUCCGCAUGUGGAUCAUUCAUGGCCACCGUUCCGCGACUUCAUGAACAAGUGGGGCUAGCACAUUGUGUAUGUAGCUUACACUGGAGCAGUGUAGCCGAGUACAAUUACAAUCAGAAUGCCAUGAAGAUUAAGGCGUGCGUGAAGGCCGAGGGAAUCAAGGGCCAGGGCGCGUUGGGAGCCUGCGCCGGCUUCAGCGAAGCCGAGAGACGGGCCGCAUCGAAGCUCACCACCACCGACACGAAGCGGGUGAAGGGUGGCAGCGUGGCUACACGCAGCAAAUUGGCCAGCGGGCCCGCCACUCAAGCGCUUCUGCAGGAGUUUCUGAGCCAAGACUCUGUGGACGAUCAGCCCGUGCGAUACGAAUACCUUCCGGUCUGGGAUUUUCUACUCGGCCGCUCGGCCAGCAACAGCGAUAACGCAAAGAGGGCUUACGCACUGCAGGCGUACUACGAGGGGUGGAAGGCGUACUCUUGCCCACUGGUGGUAACAACAGGCCAAACCAACAACAACGCACAGAUGAUGGUGGCAGAGUACACGCAAGACAAGCGAGCUACGGGAUACUACUUGUGCAUCCGUCGCUGCAAUGGCUGCCACCAGUACAACGAAGACUGCCACUACGAUUACGGCUCAUUGUGCUGCCGCUCUUACGGCCCGUCUGUGCUGAAACGCGACUGGAGCAUAGGGUUCGUGACUCGCGCCACGGACUCGGGUUGGUGCGACUAUGACAAUGGGUGCUCCUUCCAGGCAGACAUCGGCCCCUUCCAGGCCGACAUCGGAUGCAUUUGCGAUAAGAGCAAUGAAGAAAACGGAUGCAACUACGACUACCCUCUCAACCCCUCGAACGCCAAUUGGCUCAAGUACAAGAUCAUCUGGAACCAGCACGACUUGAGCCUCAACACCGAUGACACUCCUGCUUCCAUCGCCGAGGCUUAGAUCGAUGUAUCAACUGUCUACCUUGUCGAUCAAAUGAGUUGAUGAAACAUACGACAUAGAACAUGAUUCAGUGCUUGGCUGUCUCUUUACAUUCGGCAGUUAUUUCCUUUUCU
Marchantia polymorpha subsp. ruderalis is the source of this 1152-nucleotide messenger RNA. The record is from the annotation of a GenBank genome assembly. Lineage: Eukaryota; Viridiplantae; Streptophyta; Marchantiopsida; Marchantiales; Marchantiaceae.